AUGGUUUUAGACAUCAACAGACCUCCUCUUCCGGCACCUACUGAACCUUCGACUCUCGAUUCCGCAGACGACUCCAGUCCCACCAUAGACGACGUUGAUACAAACGUCUCCAACCGCACUGACAGAACCUCUUACUCCGUCCCCGAAGACGGCACCCCCAUUACUAUCAACACUACCACGCCCACCAAGCCCCACGGCGGCGGCAGGCUCCACAAAAAGUUCCCCUCGCAGACUUCUCUGCUCAUCGAGUACUUCGAAGCAGAAGACGAAAUAGAGGGCACAGUCCGUCCCAGUGUGCGCGUAAGGGUCACUCCAUCCUCUCGCAAGGCCCAAAACAACGCCGCAAACGAUCACAUCCACAUAACCCAGGCGACCCGCCAACCCCGCAAGGCCGCCUAUACUCGACGCAUCCCCAUUGGUCAAAGGCCGCGCGACGAAUUCAUCCGAAAUCCAGCCAUCGACUGGCUAGGCGGCUCCGACAUCUCUUCACUCCCUCCAGUCGACAUUGAGGUACUUCCCAACCUCAGCGACGUCUCUACACUGGGAGGCCGAUUUGUUCCUAUGCCCUCAGACGUGUCUUCUAUGCCAGCUGACAGUAUGACGGGCGCAACAGAAAUUAUCCCCCCUGCGCGCCGCAGGAGCAGGAGCUUGGAAAGGGACGAAGUCACCGACUCCAUGGUCUCUGAGGCCAUUCAAGACACCCUGAAAGCACCCAAACACCAAAGAAGCAGAAGUCUCAGCAAAGACCGCAUCACACAGCGCGUCAUGGAGAAAUUACAACAGCAGGCUGCAGAAGGCGCCACUCACAAGGCCAGAGCUUCAAAGUCCAGGGAAACUUCCAGGAUCAGGGACGACACUCUUUCUUCCCCGCGCAAGUCGCAUCGAAGGAGAAGCAAGGAUGUCGAGCAAGUGAGUGGUGUCAGUGGCACAGACUCCAGUAUCCUGUCUUCAGGCGGCGCUGACCGUCGUUCUGGAAUUUCGGGCACUUCCUCUAUUAACAACCCAAAACUACUUGCUACAGUUGAGGAUGCGAUCAAGCGCCUCAUUCUUCCCGAGCUUAACGCACUAAAAGAAGAGAACCGCACUUCAAGGAACCUGAGCAAACUUGACCGCGCCAAUCGCGACAGCAUCGCCACAUAUGACGGCCAGGAAUCCACCACAAGCUCUCGAGACCCAUCUAGACGGCGCGUCUCCAAAUCCUCAAGCGCACCCAAACUCCACGGCAACAAGCCCAAGGUUGUUCUCAACCGAGAGGGUGAUGAUCCCGGAACUGUCCUUUCUCCCGGGUCCAGCCGCAAAGGAGAGCGACGGUCAAGCCGGGGUUCCAUCUCAAGCUACGCAGACUCCACCACCCGUGAGGAGAAAGAGAGAUUCCACAAGCGAAAGAGCAAGGACAGUAUGUCUCAGCGAGACGCAGCCCUUAUUGGACUUGCCAAAUCCGGGCUCACCACUGCUGCCCUCAAACACCACACAUCACGCGAAGAGAAGCGCGAAGAGAAGGAAGAGGAGCGCAAACAUCGCAAGCAUCGCUCUUCCCGCAGCAGUAGGAGUAUCUCGGAAAGUGUUGCAGAAAGCGUGCGUGAGGAGACCCGCGUCAAAGAGCGCGUCCCACCGCUACCCUUUAAUCACAGCGAGCUGAUCGGAGGAUCUGAGCUCACCCGCGAUUCGAUCCUAUCCGCCGAAACCGAGACGAAAGAGAGACCGCCAUCAAGGUCGUCUGUAAGUACCGGUAUAACGGGAACAGGCGCUGAGACACCUAUUCAACAAGUGCCUCGGGGCUACGUUUCGCCUUCCCCGCGCACGCCCACUCGCACACCGAAUGCGCUUCAACAAACGCUCGGCACUUCCCAAAGCAAUCGGUCCAGCCACGAUGUACGAACCGAAACUCCGAAGAGCGACCGCAGCUACAAGUCUCGCCCAAAAGAUACCACUGAUGCCAGCUUGUCUGCUGCAGCUGCAGCAAAAGUCCGCGCAAUUGAGCGUUCUGAGCCUCAAGCAUCACAAUACGAGAUUGAGAGCGAAACGCAAUCAAAACGCGGUGUCAGCCCGAUCCAGAGCGAGGCCAGCUAUCAAGAAGAUGCUCCGAACAGCGCCUCGCCUCGGCGCUUCCACUCCAUUCGAAGUGGUCCUUCUGUGUCUUCACUUGGCCAUCAAUUCGAGCGACGAGCGUCUAAUCUUUCAAUCGCAUCCAUGGAUUCCACAGCCAGUACAAAGGCCGCGCGGACUCGCAAGCGACCCCAGGGCGUUACUCUUGAGAGUAAGAAAUCGAUACUCAACGAAUCGAGCUCUCCCAGGGACACUGACGAGUUCUUUGAACGCAACCACGAGAAGAACGAGAUGUACCGCCGAGAGCUUGAGGAUAGCUCUAUGGCAUCAGUCAACUACAACCGCCUGACUCAGUACACUGAUGAUAGUACCGACCAGUAUCUCGAUCGUGAAGUGAAACCGGAUCUGCAAACCAUUCGCAAGAUUGGUUCUAAUCCCGAAUAUGUUCACACGCCACUUGCAGUGGAAUCAGCCGUUGCCUCUCUGCACGACCCAUCCACCAUCAGCGUCCGGUCAUCAAUGGCGUCGAGCCCGCUGAAGAAGAGCAUGCUGUCACAAGUCAGCACUAAUCCGGCUUAUGUACAGACUGACCAAGUACCGGCAGGCGAGAGAUGGGCCGCCAUCCGCGACAAGGCCGAGGCACUGGUUCAAGGACGACAGGCUGAAACCUCCCCGAGGCAUAGUAUCGCCCGCGAGGAUUCACCCAGGCAGAGUGUUGCUCAAUCUGAGGACGCCGAGUCCAUCGAUGAAGCACCUCACAUGCAUCACAGUGCUUACCCAGUAGGCGAUGAUAACAUGAUGCCUGAGAUCGGAUAUGGGAUGGAUGACGAAUCCGAUGUGACUACCAACCCCUCCAUCAUCCAAGGUCCAGGAGACGGUUAUCACGACCGUACCGACAACCUACUUGGUCGACAAGAAGAGCGAGAACGUACUCCCACCUCGUUCAAUAAGGGCCCUGCUUUCGCUGCUCAUCAAAGGCACGAUCAGCAGAGCCCAGCGUCGUUUGACGAUCAGCGCCAGCCCUCCGUAGAAAGUGACUACGAUCACCCUUAUGCAGGUGAGCCACAUUACGAGCAGGCAGGCUAUGCGCAGAGUAAUCGCACUCCUUUGUCAGGCCAGACCGGCUGGAAAGACGAGGGUUACCAGUCGGCUAAUCAACGUGAAGCGUAUACUCCUCAGGGUCGCAAUCACUCCAAGAUGCUUGAGGAUGACGGCUACGGUGACGAGUACGAUGAUGCGGACCUUGGCGGUCCAGACAUGUUUGCUGAUCGCACCACCAAACACGACCGACACGUCAGCGGUAAUUCGCAUGGCAUGACCUCGCCCCUUUACGACGCAGCCACUGGCAAGGGUAUCGAUCGCAUUCAGUCGAAGGACAUUGUGGCGCUUAUGGAUCAUCUCACUGUUCGCGACGCCCAACGUAAUGCGCGUGAUACCGAGAUUCUGGUUACCCUUGUCCGAAGCGCGGCGGAGAUGCGCAACCAAUUGGAUGACCUCAGGCAGUUCAUUAAGACUCAAGACAAUAUGAUCAUGAACACAACCGACAAAAGGGUCAAUCUUGCCGAGCAACGGAUCUUGGGUGGCCCUCGUCCUCAGCCAAUGACACCUCCCCGCGUCAACCGAUCGUCGGAUGAGGUUGACAUUGAGACCAAGAAGAAGAGUGUCUUCAGACGAGCACUCAAGGGUCUGAGCGCGGGUAAAGGGGACGGCGACAUCAAGCACAUUGAAGCAAUGUUAGUUCAAUUGCUUGGUGAAGUCGAGGGCUUGAAGCAAGUCAACCAACUCACCUUGGACCAGCAAGCCCGGUCAAAUAGCCUCAACUCAUAUGAAGAGUUACGUGCAAGUGCCGAUGCUGGUUAUGAGCCAGAAGGUCGUGCCGACACAGCACCUUCACCUGACCAGUCGGGUUAUCUCUCCAACCCCUCAUCGUCACGGCGCAUCCAGGAUCUCCACUCGGGUUACGAUGUCGUGCCUACUAACCGUAUCAGCACGGUACGGGAAGAGAGCGACGAGGAAUCUAUUGGGCGAAACUCCCGCUACGAGAACACUGAGCGAAUGACUACUCCGACUCAGGAGGCUUUCCAGGAGAAGCGUGGGUCACUAGAGACUCCAUCACAGGCUUCAAGGGCUCAGAGAGACUCACAAAGCCAAGACAACACACCGAAGCGUAAGCACAAGUCCAACUCAUCGUCCAUCUUCGGCAUCCCCAAGAUUUCGCGAUGGUCGAAGACGACUUCGUCUACGAAUCCUGAGAGCCUACCACGCAACAGCGGUUCUGGAGACAAGCGGCCCUACUCUGCCCACUCUAGGUCAUCCUCCCGAGAUGACUACUACGAUGAUGAGGAGCCGUAUGAGCAGCACGCUGACGAUAGACUUCGCUCCAGCGCGUCUAUUGACAGGCAAGAGCAAGCUUCUAUCCGUUCUGUACGCUCUCCUUCCCCUCUCAUCCCAGAGGAGCAUCAGUAUGAGAUGGAGGACCCCAAGUACCAGGCUCAUCGCAACUCGUUGAAUCUGCAACAUCCUCAACCACGACCUGGACCUACUGGUCGCCACCAGAGCAACUUGGAGACCCAAGCACAGAUCUAUGAGCCUGUUCGCUCCGAUAUAGGAUCCCCUGACUACGAUCAGUGGGGUAGCAUGCCGUCGCUUGCUCGUAACCGCCUAUCUGGCAUGUCUGCGCCUCACGCUGGCAACCUUUCACCAAUCUCGUCUGAUGACUACAGUCAGCACUCUGCAGAGCAGCAAGCGGGUCCACCUCGCCCACCCAAGAUCCCAGAUGACGGACCACUUAUUCCGCCACCGCAGACGCUUGCAGGCUAUGGCCAGACCAGGCAGAUGUACAGCUCGCCGAACGAGUUCGGUAGCCAAGGUGCUUUGACACCACUAGCACCUAUUGCAGAGGUGCGUUAUUCUCUCGAAACAGACAGGGGCCACCGCAUGACGCCCACUGCAUCGCCUCGCCCAAGUUCCCAAAAUCUUCGUGGCAGUCCUUUGAACAGCCCGCAGCAGCGCAAGAUCACUGGCCCUAGGGCUAUCGGCACCAGGAGCCCUCAACCAAGCAGCCCACUGCAACAUUCAGACACUGUCAUCCGAAGGAAGCCCAUUGCCGAGGACGAAGAGUCGCUACUCAGCUACCGCAGCAGUCUCGACUCGGAGAUCUUUUAGGCGACUGAUCUCAAGCCCAGCGUCUCGCUCAACUGCUUGAGACGCGCCGCUGUUAGCAACUGGGCGAGAAGUAAUAGAAGGAAGGGUGAUGCACGAUUUCUCUGUCGUCGUACGAGCAGGAAGACCCGUCAGCGGUCUCCACUCAAACAUGUCACUUUUGCUGAAUGAAAGGAAUGGGAAGUAAUGUGGAUGGACGGUGGGCAGGUGAUAAUGAAAACCUGCAGGUAAAAAAAUAUUCCCUUGGUUAUAAUGGCUGCUCUCUCGCUUUUCUCAUUCAUGCGCAUAUAUCAUUUUGCGAGCAUGGCGUUUUGUUCUCGACGAGCGAGUAGGCUUGGACUGACGAAACUCGAGCAUGAAGGGUCAAUGUCUCUUUCUUUAAUGAAGGAUUAUGACCGCUAUUUCAUGGCUUUUAUGAGAGACGAAUGAGGGGUUUUUGCAUGCGCUCAGUUUGUAGUUUGGUACCAAUGCAUCGAUGUAUGCCGGCC
This is a messenger RNA of Pyrenophora tritici-repentis Pt-1C-BFP, 5696 nucleotides long. Its product is annotated as Atrophin-1 domain containing protein. Lineage: Eukaryota; Fungi; Ascomycota; Dothideomycetes; Pleosporales; Pleosporaceae. The record is from RefSeq and is a predicted model, not a curated record. Gene Ontology annotation, biological process: carbohydrate metabolic process.